GUACAGCAAACAAGUGGUGACAGAAGCUGCGGCCUUGCGACGAUCGCUAUGGCUACAGGUCCUCGAGAAAGAAGAUGGACGGGCGGCCAGGCGUCAUUUUCGGCAGUCCUUUGCGCGCUUUGGAUUGCGUUACACAGCCAUUCAAAUGACCACGCCUUCACCAAUGCUGCCGCUAGGCCACUUUUUGGAAAGGUGGCUUUGCAUGCAAGCGACACCUUUGAUCCAUGGACGGUUCUGCAGAUCUCUCCAGAUGCAGGUCUAGAUGAGGCCAGGAAGGCCUACCGGAAACUGGCAGCCAAGUAUCAUCCAGAUAUAGACUCAUCGCCAAAGGCAACCGAGAUGUUUCAGAAACUGGUCCGCGCCCAGGCCAUUGUGACCGGGGAGGACAAGAAAUUGGAUGAGACCACCUUGCUUGCAAACGCCGUGAACAAUCUGCGUGACAACAUUGAGCUGCAGAAAGCGAAAAUUGAAGCUCUGAAGCAACAGGCAGCUGAAGAAGAGCAAAGGGUCAAAGAUAUGGAGGAGCAGCAGAAGAGAGCCGAGUCAAAGCGCGACCAGGUCAGCGGCGAGCUUGGGCUUCUUGGAGGUGGUGUGCUCGGACUCCUUGCGGGCGGUCCAACAGGACUACUGCUCGGCGCUGUGAUCGGCAUUGCGUUGGGCAAGCGAGCUGACAGCACUGGAAAGGUGAUUCGCGGUGCUGGGACUGUCGCCAAAGGAAUGGCUGAUGCUGUCUUCAAAGCUGUCAACAACAACUCUUCGUGAAGUUGCUCAGUUAAUGGCUUCUUUUCACUGGGUGCAGCGCAUCUCGGUGCGCGGCAUUAGCAGUUGCAAGCCCCGUGGCUUGCUCCCAGCCAAUGCGCCAUUAUUCCUGCAUGAAUGCGGUCGCAUGGCGAGGUUGGUCGCGACUUUGGGCUGCACAGUUGCCGUUGGAUCAUGGCAAUGCCGUGCCACUUGCCAAAUGCAUUUGAUCCGUGCCCAAGCCCCA
Effrenium voratum is the source of this 985-nucleotide messenger RNA. Lineage: Eukaryota; Dinophyceae; Suessiales; Symbiodiniaceae. The record is from the annotation of a GenBank genome assembly.